CCAAAGUUACACAACUGUUGAGCACUAACUUUGAACUGAAAAAUCAGUGUUACUAUAUUAAGCACUGCAUGCACCACUUGUUGAACCUUAAGGCCUCCCAGGAAAAGGUGAAGUAUAAAUACAGACUGUGAAAUGUUUUUAUAUCACUGAUAUUGUUUUAAAUUGUGAGAUGUGAAUAUGUCCUCUGUAAGUAUUUAAAAAUAUAAAGACAUACAAAAAUGUCAUUGAUUAACAAAGCCAAAGAGUGUAUUUUUAAAAUCUUAUUUGUGGUUUAAAGGCUGAAACGUGUGGAGUGAGUGAGAUGGGAAACCAGUCCUACAGGGCUGAUGGGUGGUGUGUCCUUGUACCGUUUUUCCAGUUUCACGGGCUACAGAUCAGCCUGGUGACUCAGCCGAAAUGUCUGCGUCUUUUAAUAGCUUUUACGUUUUUUUGUUUGUUUUUUAAAUAAAAAUAUCUGUAUAUAACCUACAUGUAUGGUACUUUAUUACCUGACAGUCGCACACUUUUUUUUCAUUUCCAUUGUGUUAUUUAUGGGUUUGGAUGGAAGCUGCUUUGUUCGGACAGCUUUUUUUAAAGCAUCCUGUGGUAAUUUGAAGGAGCUAGCCAAACCAGCAGGAUUGUGGUUGACGUGCGCGCGCCGCACCUGACUCACCUUUGUGGUUUAACGAGGCGCGAGAGCACGGACAAGGAUCCUGAACCUGUGUGUGGGACCACUUUGGAUUUAUGUGUCUCUAUUUUUCGGUGAAAACAUGAGUAAAACGAAGAAUAAGAGUGAUAAUAAGACGGAAAAGGCUUUGGCUGCGGAGAAAGAACAGUUCGGAAAACAACAGCUCCACAGCAUCAGCAAAGCUGUCACCACAGCUGAAACACCACCAAAAGACAAACAUGUACGCAAUAUCAUCAUGGGAACUCAUAAAGAGGGUGGAGCUACGGCCUUCUGGUCGUAUGUCUUGAACCUACCUCUAUCCAGCAACUCCAUUGUGAGCUGGAAGUUUUGCUAUCUGGUUCACAAAAUCCUCAGGGAUGGACACAGAAAUGUGGUGACGGAUUCUUACAGAUACUGUCGUAAUGUGAAAGAUAUGGGCACCCUCUGGGGAAACUUGCAUGAUCGAUAUGGGCACAUUGUCGCCUUGUCUUCCAAAUACCUCUGCCAAAAAAUGGAAUUUCAUAAAAAGCACAAGGUUAUCCCAGGCAACCUGGAGGCCAGUGAUGAGACUUUGGAGAAGGAAGCAGGAAGUGACAUGAACAAAGUGCUGGAUAUGACACAGGAGCUGUUGGAUUACCUGGAUGCUGGACUCAAGAUGGCUGACACAGUAUUUCGCCAGGUGGAGGCCAACCAGGCCAAAUCUACAACUCCAGCUGGGCAGUGCAGACUGAUCCCACUCAUACCUCUCAUACAGGACUGCAGCUUUCUCUAUCACUUCUGUGUGCGAUUGUUGUUUAAGCUUCACAGCCGCAUUUCUCCAGAUGUUCUUCUUGGACACAGAGACCGGUUCCGUGAUCUGUUUAUGAGCCUCACACAGUUCUUUGACAAAGCCAGAGAAAUGGAGUUCUUUAAAACUUUCAUCCAGAUCCCAGAUCUCCCAGAUGCUCCUCCAAACUUCCUCCGAGCCGCUGCCUUGGCUGAGUACAAAAAACCAGUAGUAGUGACGCCAAAUGAGGAGCAUCAUGAGGAGGAGGAGGAUGUGGAGCCACAACCAGAGUUUAGAGAAGCUUCUCAAAUGCCACAGUACUAUCUGCUCAACCAAAUGAGAACCCCUGAUUCUUCAGUGGAGCAGAGAGAAAUGGAAAAUGACAGUCUGAAGAGAGAGCUAGAUGUUCUGAAACCAGAAUUACAGAUCUUCAAGAAUGAGGCUCAGAGGUGUGUAACAGAGUUAAAGAGUCAAGUGAACCGACUGCAGGCUGAGGUCGAGGAGCAGCGCACCCACAAGCAGAUGGCAAUGGUUGAAAACGAACACCUGCGCAUGGAAGUGGAGGCUUUACGAAGCGCUAAUGUGGCUAACAUCGGGGCACAGAUUGGAUUCAAGGAGGCAGAUGGCAGAGCUCAAGCAGCAGAGCUUCGUUUCACUCAACUUAAAGAGAGACAUGCAGAGCUGGUUAGCAGCCAUGCUGACCUAAUGAAGAAGAAUACAGAAACGGUGAAGAUUAUGUCAAGCACCAAACAAGAGCACGAUGAUUUGCAGAGGGCUAAAUAUCAGCUAGAAACUGAGCUGGAAAAUCUACGACGGGAGAAAAGCAAUGUGAUGAAUCAGCAGCAGAUGGAGGUGGACCGCCUGAACCAAGAACUGCUGGAGCAAAGAGCAGAGCUUGCCACCUUGCGCAGUACUCUGGAGAGUAAAGAGAAGGAGGGAUCUCAGGUGAGCAGCAGUUUGACAGCUCUGCAGGCUGAGCGGGAAGUGCUGCUACGCUCUGCAAGAGAAAAAGAUGCAGAGCUUACCACUCUGAGACAACAGGCACAACUGCAGCAGAGCUCCCUGGACUUGGAGAGAGACAGGACCAACCGAGAGCUGGAGGAUCUGAGAGCUCAGCUACAGCAGCAGCUUGCCAUAAAUGCAGCACAGAAGUUGGAAAUUGACAGGCUCAAGCGAGAUUUGGAAUCCACACGAGCAGAACUGACACAAGCAAACAACAUCCUGCAAAGCAAAGAAAUGAGUGGUACCCAGCUAAACAACACACUGGCAGGGCUGCAGGUGGAAAAGGAGGGGUUGCUGCGUAUGAUGCGGGAACAGGAGGCUGAGCUGAAAACCCUCAGACAACAAACUCAUCUUCAACAGUCCUCUCUAGAGCAGGAGAGGCAGAGGAGCAGCAUGGAACUGGGAGGCUUACAUGCCCAGUUACAGCAACAGGCUUCUCGUGAAAGUCAGCUAGCCCAGAAGCUGCAGGAGGAGCAGUUUUGUCUGCUACAGUGUGCAGUGGUGGAAGCUGAGGGCAUCAUACUGGACGCUGUGGCCAAACUGGAUGACCCUAUACAUGUCCGCUGCAUCAGCUCUCCUGAUUAUUUGGUGAACCGAGCGGAAAUCACCUUGAAUUCUAUUGACAAAAUGCAGCAGAGCCACUUGGCCUAUCUGGGAAACAGUAAUGAUGCCAGUGGUUUGCUAAGAGCAGUCACACAGUUUUCCCACCUUGCUGCUGACACAAUUGUUAACGGAUCGGCAACAUCUCACUCAGCCCCUGUCGACCAGGCGAACUAUCUGACUGACAGCUGUCGGGACUGUGCCAAUCACUGCCUUCACUUCUUGAAGGAUUUGAAGAUUCAGGCGAGUUUACAGCGAGCAGACCCGUCUGCAAUACGCUAUACUGUUCAACGCAUCCUCGCUGUAGGACAGGAUUUGCGUCCGAAAGGGCAUGAUGUGCUAAAAGAAGAACUAGGAAGCAUGGUGGACAAAGAGAUGCUCGCCACAUCUUCCGCCAUUGAAGAGGCUGUCUUGCGAAUGGAUGAAAUACUGAGUCAGGCAAAGAAAGACAAUACUGGUGUCAAACUGGAGGUCAAUCAGAAUAUCCUGGGAUCCUGCUCAGACCUGAUGAAGGCUGUUCACAUGCUGGUGACUGCUGCUACUGACCUACAGAAAGACAUUGUGGAAGGAGGAAGGGGUGCAGCAACUGUUACUGAAUUCUAUGCCAAAAACUCUCGCUGGACCGAAGGACUCAUCUCUGCUUCCAAAGCUGUGGGCUGGGGGGCCACACAGCUGCUGGACUCAGCUGACCGGGUUGUGGGUGAAAAAGGCACAUAUGAGGAGCUCAUCGCCUGUUCACAUGAGAUUGCUGCAAGCACUGCUCAGCUAGUUGCUGCUUCCAAGGUAAAAGCUGACCGCAACAACAAGAAGCUGAAUACGCUGCAGCAGGCCUCAAGGCAUGUAAAUGACAUGGCUGCUGUGGUCGUCACCUCCACCAAACAUGGGCAGCAGCAGAUCUCUGACCACGGCUUGAUGGACUUCUCCGGCAUGUCUCUGAUCAAGCUUAAAAAAGAAGAAAUGGAAGCUCAGGUUAAGGUGCUGCAGCUGGAGAGCCAGCUGGAACAGGAGCGAGUACGCUUGGGGGAACUGAGGAAGAGGCAUUACGAGCUUGGUGUGUCAGGGGAUGAAGGGGAUGGAGUUGAUAGCUUCCCACCACCGCCACCACCUGCUCUGCUUGACUCCACUGCAGUGCCCCAGUCCUUUGCACAGACACAACCUUAUUCAAACACCCCAGGUUUUUCACAAUCAAAUCCCUUUGCAUCGAAUCAAACACAGUCCUCCUCUCUGCCACAGUCUUACACGCCUUCUCAGACCUACACGCCUUCUCAGACCUACACGCCUUCUCAGACCUACACGCCUUCUCAGACCUACACGCCUUCUCAGACCUACACGCCUUCUCAGACCUACACGCCUUCUCAGACCUACACGCCUUCUCAGACCUACACGCCUUACCAGCCCUAUAUCCCACCUCAGCCUUUCACACCAUCUCAGCCCUACACUCCAAACCAAAGUAACUUAAAUCCUCACUCUUAUUCAUUGUCACAACCCUCACAACCCACAUCCAGUCCUGCUCAGCCUAAACAGACCCAGGCUGCCUCACAUAACAGCACAGAGCAACACACCAAACUAAGCCUAAAAAAACCAAAUAUCUUUACCAAAUCUGGGAACUUGCUGAAGAAUGCGUUCAAACGGGGUGAACAUGGAACAGGAGAAUCUUGAAGCUGACUGAGGAAGAAUCUGACUUAAAGAUUUAAGCUAAUCACUUUUUUUCCUCACUAGAGGAAAAAAAAAAUGCUUUCAUAUUUUGGAAACACUGACUUUUACCUCUACAUGUAUCACUUGUUAAGGCUCCUGAAAAUGUUGUGUUAGAGGAAUUUCAAAUCAACAUUUCUUUGUGCUCUUAAUUUGGAAAUUAAAUGGUAAUAUUUGAAUUAUAACACUGAUGGCUAUAUUAAAAAUGAGAUAAUUGUCUGAAA
Messenger RNA from Haplochromis burtoni (Burton's mouthbrooder), 4930 nucleotides. RefSeq names its product huntingtin-interacting protein 1-related protein. Bases 750 to 4673 code for a protein of 1307 amino acids. NCBI's taxonomy places the organism in Eukaryota, Metazoa, Chordata, Actinopteri, Cichliformes, Cichlidae. Gene Ontology annotation, molecular function: phosphatidylinositol-3,4-bisphosphate binding; clathrin-cargo adaptor activity; clathrin light chain binding. The record is from RefSeq and is a predicted model, not a curated record. Gene Ontology annotation, biological process: clathrin coat assembly; endocytosis; actin filament organization. Gene Ontology annotation, cellular component: clathrin-coated vesicle; actin cortical patch. The transcript has 34 exons.